UGGAAUUGAGUCAAGUUUGAUUUUAGUGUAACGUCGUAGAACAGACAAAACAUAGCUAAGUUAAGUAGUAGCAAAGAUUGGGAAUGAAAGAAUGACAAGUUUAGGUAACAUGAGAAAAGGGAUAAAAUAAAUAAUUUAUUUGCAAACAUAAUGGAACCGAUAAUAUUUUUAAAAGAUCAAGAACUUUUAAACCGAUGUAUAAUAAAUAUUACUUCAAACUUUUGUUUCCACUGGUAACCUUGAAGUGUGUGUGGAGUCGGCGCGCUGCCUGACGCUGUGGUGAUGCGCAGGUGACACGCCGAACCGCUGUGAUAUAUGUAAGAAAGCGUUCACACGCAAGGAACACUUUCUGAACCACGUGCUGUGGCACACAGGCGAGACGCCGCAUGCUUGCACGCUCUGCGGUAAGAAGUACACCAGAAAGGAGCAUCUGGCUAACCACCAGCGCAGCCACACGAAUGACACGCCGUUCCGUUGUGAGGUGUGCAGCAAGGCGUUUACUCGCAAGGAGCAUUUCACCAACCAUAUCAUGUGGCACACUGGGGAAACGCCGCACAGAUGUGAUUUUUGCUCAAAGACUUUCACCCGCAAGGAACACCUGCUGAACCACGUGAGACAACACACAGGCGAGUCCCCCCACCGGUGUAACUACUGCACCAAGAGUUUCACACGGAAGGUACAUUAUUUACUGGAACACCUGGUGAAUCACGUAAGACAACACACGGGGGAGACACCAUUCCAGUGUCAGUUCUGUCCAAAGGCUUUCACGCGCAAGGAUCACCUGGUGAACCACGUAAGACAGCAUACAGGAGAGUCACCUCACAAGUGUUCCUACUGCACCAAGAGUUUCACGAGAAAAGAACACCUCACAAAUCACAUACGACAGCACACAGGAGAAUCACCCCACAAGUGCUCGUACUGUUCGAAGUUCUUCACAAGGAAGGAACACCUGACCAAUCAUAUCAGGAUACACACAGGCGAGUCACCACAUCGUUGUGAGUUCUGCAGCAAGACGUUCACACGCAAGGAGCAUUUAACGAGUCAUUUACGGGUCCACUCAGGGGAGACUGAGCACAACUGCAACAUCUGCUCCAAGCCGUUCGCCAAAAAGGAGCACUUGAUAAACCAUAUGCGGUGUCACACAGGAGAGCGUCCCUACACGUGUACAGAGUGCGGCAAAUCCUUUCCGCUCAAGGGGAACUUACUCUUCCACCAGCGUUCACACAACAAGGGCACUGGGGAGAGACCCUUCCGAUGUGACCAGUGUCCGAAAGACUUCACCUGCAAGGGUCACCUCGUAUCCCACAAGAGGAGUCACACGGGAACACCCUUUAUCUGUGAACAGUGCGAUAAGAGUUUUGCAAGCAAAGAGAGCCUAGUGGAACAUUUGAAGGUGCAUGAGGACGAUAUUGAGGAGGUCGAUCCUUUAGGUGAUGACGGUUGUCCAAUCACACAACAACAGCAACAACAACAGCAGCAACAACAACAACAACAAACAGUGAACUCCUUGUCACUGGAGACGAUGGCUGUGCUUCCUCCCACCACAUCAGUGAUGGUUCCCCCGCCACCCCCACCACAACUACACCCUCCUGUUAUUGUCCCAAUGCCCAACACAGUGCUUGCCACUUAUUGACUAGCCUCCGCUAAAGCUGCACAUUCUAUUCUCUAGCGCUGCCAUUUAAUUUUAGUGUAAGGAAUCGUUCGUAACAGGUCUUCCCAGUCGCAGCAUAAAAACCAGUAGUGGUGUAGAAUUUUUUUAGGUUUAUAAAUAAUCCGGUGCUUCAGACCAAUAAAAGAGUUAAAUAUAUUUCUAUAAAAAAGAAAAAUGUUAUAUUGUUUUUAUGGUAAAUUAAAUAUUUAUCUAUUUUUGAGAAAUCUUAGUUGAACUUUCAAAUAAUUAAGUUUAUAUUUAAUAGUAUUUUACUAGAUUUAGUUUGUGCAAACACAAACUCACGUAGUUAAAUUUUAUAAAGUUAUUGUAUCUUGUUGGAUAUUUUUUGUUUGUUUUAAUAUGUUUGGUUAAAAAUUAAGUUUACAGAAUUAUAUUUACCUUAAAUUAUUUAUUUAGGUAAGACUCCCCAGUUAUUAGUUUUACAUAUUGUUUAUUUAACUGUUAAGAGCUGCUUAACUAAAAUGUUCAUGGAGCAUUAUCAUUAUAAUAUGUGUUAAUAAUUUUAAUAUUAAUAUUAUUAUUUUAAUAGUAAUAAAAAACUAGUUUCUUACUAUCCAUAAUUAUUUAUUGUGUAGGCAGUUGGAUCUAUUUUUGUUUCAAUCUCUGCUAAGUAAUUAUUUUAUUUAUAUUUUAUUUUGAACCAGAGUUGUAUAUAUUAUUAUCUUUAACAUAUCUAAUAUAUGUAAAUUUAUUGUAAGUAAUGUUUGCAAGAAUAAAACAAACAAAUUCUAAGCAAUGAACAUUUAUAUUUGUUCAGUUUAGUUUUUUUCAAUAAUUCAGUUCUGUUUCUGACAUAGUUAUGGUACUUUGUUUUAGGAUUAAUAAAAUAUUAUAUGUAAGUAAUUUGAAUGUGGAAGAUCAAAAUUCUGGAAACAAUAGUUGAAAGAAAAAUAAGUCCUGUACAUAAUAAUACAUUGUUUAUGAAAUAAAGAAGGAUUCAGAACAAAUUUAUUUAUAAAAAUAUGGCAAAAACCAAGUAUUUUUCUGAUGAAUACUACUUUGUCCUUAGUGUACAGAAGAUGCCCAUAAAGAACUUGUGGCUCUCUCCCUAAAAAUGGGCAUAAGGAAAAUAUAAUUUUAAUCAACCAUACGUUAUGUAUUAUUAGAAAAAAUAAUUACAAUAGGUUAUCUUAUACAAUAAUUAUCAUUCAAUUUUCACAUCACAAUUUAGAAUGUUUGGGAUCACUGUCUAAUUAGAUUGUGUGAAAGGAAGGUGCUGCCAAAAUAAUAUAAUUGUUAAGAGAAUUUUGUAAGUGACAAACUGUUGGAAUCUCUUGGUGUACAGUAAAAAUUCAUUUUACUGUCUCCAGCCCAUGUUUGAAAACAAAUUCAAAAAUUUAAUUUUACAAUGUUUAUAGGUAAAGUGUUGUGGAGUUAUUAUAAUUUGGGAUGUGGUACAUAUUUGUAUUUUAUGUUGUUUAAAACAUUUAAUUCUAAACUAAGGAAAUCAUUAUAUUAUGUAUGUGACAAAUUCUUCAAAAAUCAAGUAAAAUUACCAGCUUUAUAAUUAAAGUUUUAUAAUUAAUUUGGUUUGAUUUUUGAAUUUUUAUUGAAUGAAAAUUAAAUGUUUAUAACAAUUCUAAUUACUCAAGAAAACUAAAUAUUUUUUGGCUUGUUUGUAUUAUAUGGUUCUCUAAGAAAAGCUCAGGAAUACACAGGAAUGUAAUUUUUUAAGACAUUGCAUUAAAUUGAGGCUUUUUAUUGAUUAUGUUUUGUGUGUGUCUCAGGUAAAUAUUUUUGAGAAACUUAUCUUAUUAAACUUGUUACAUUUUCAGAACUGGAAAUAGUUUUCUAUUUGAAAGUAGUAGUCACUUUGUGCCAGUUUUAUGUACAAAACACGAAGCAUUUACACUUUUAAUACUAGCAAAAAGUGUUAAAACAUUUUAGUUAAAAAUAUGAGUUGUACUAAAAAACAUUGGAAUUGACAGAACAGCUUUAUAUUAUAAUAUUGUUUGUAAAUUCAAACUUUACUUAAUUCACAUGAGUUAUUAAAAACCUCAAUUGUGAUAACUCAAAGUAAACAUAGUUACUUAGAAUAUUAUAUCAUUGUUUUUAAUUGUUAUAUGUUUUAUCACAUCAUUGUUAAAAUAACUGAAUAACGUUCUUACUAUUAUAUAGAAAAUAAUAGUUUUUACUCAAUAGAAUUAUAUAUUAAGGUUUAACCCUCCCCCAGUUGAAUUACCGCAACAUGCUUCUGACUAUACUAGGCAAAAUUAAUCUAGGCACUUUACAACAAGAGAACACUUUACAUUUUUAAAUAAUAAAAAUGUAUUAACUGUCUUGGUUGUUCCAAGCCUAUUAAGUUCUCUACGAUUAUACUAGGUACAAUAAGCAAAAUAAUAAUAUGGAUUUUGCUGUAACAAAGAAGUUUUUCCCGUCUAACUUUUAAUAUUAGAACAAAAUUAGACUUAAUUAAUGAGUAUUGUCUUUACUCCAUUUUUAUUGUUACUCCAGAAUAUACUUGUAUGGAAAACUGCCUUCUAUUAAUUUUAUACAUCAAAAUGAUCAUUGAGGUAGCAUAAAAAAGCUCACUAAAGAAGGGCAAUAUUUCUCUGAAUAAAUUAUUUCAUGAGCCUUUAAAAUUUGCUGUACAGAUGACAACACAAAAUAUAGAACCAAUGAUAAAGCAUAUAAAAGCGCUUAGUACUGUAGUGUCAGGCUCUUAGCCAGGAGAGGGUUAAAGGGUACAUUAAAUAUUGAUACUAUUAUUGUUAUAAAAUUUACAAUUUUCAUCGAAACAAAAUUAAUUUACAUUUUAGGUAUGCCUUGUUAAAAUGUACCUUGAAUUGAACAUUUUCUGUAAGUAGGCCGAGUUACCCACUUAAAUCAGAAAUUUGUACAUUUGUACAAACUAUACAUAAUUGUACAUACUCAACAAAGUCUUUGGUGUUUUGAUGUUACAGUAACCUGAAUGUUUUUUGUAAAUAGUUGAAAUAUUUGUAUAUUGAGAACAGCCAAUUUAUGUUAUAUAUGAAUAGUUCUAUUUAUUUGUUAGGCCGAACUAUAGCUUUACCUAUCCGAAUUGCAAAGAUCUGUGAUUAAUUUUGUUUCUUAAGAAUUUAUUUGAAAGAAUGUUUAUUGGUUGUGUGUUUAUAAUAGUUUUGUAUUUGGUUGUGCAAUAUAGUGUGUAUGGUCUUA
This is a messenger RNA of Homalodisca vitripennis (glassy-winged sharpshooter), 4810 nucleotides long. RefSeq names its product gastrula zinc finger protein XlCGF8.2DB (gene ranshi). The coding region runs from base 530 to 1633 and encodes 367 amino acids. The transcript has 4 exons. Gene Ontology annotation, molecular function: RNA polymerase II cis-regulatory region sequence-specific DNA binding; DNA-binding transcription factor activity, RNA polymerase II-specific. Lineage: Eukaryota; Metazoa; Arthropoda; Insecta; Hemiptera; Cicadellidae. Gene Ontology annotation, biological process: regulation of transcription by RNA polymerase II. The record is from RefSeq and is a predicted model, not a curated record.